UCCGUCAGCUGAUUUCGGUCUCCCGGGAAGCGGCCUCCAGCCCCCAAUUCGCUCAUUUCCGCUCUUAAAUGAAGUCCUCGGCGCCGAGACUACACCCAUAACAGCACCAUGGACUCGAAGAAGAUGAGGCCGACGAGAUACGCCCAUUUCGAAGGACACACGGACCUCUGUUACACCAGUGAUGGAAGGUACAUAAUAACGUGCGGGACGGAUGGAGAAGUGCGCAUCUUCGAAGGCCUCGAUGAUGAUGACUGCAAAACGCAUGUAGUGGCAGAGUGUGCGCAUUCCAUUGCUUGUCAGGACGGGAGAUUUUUGGUCGGCACUGACAGCAACCUAGUCCAAGCCUACACCUUAGACGAAGGCUCUCCCGAUGGCAUUAUCACCAGGUUCACUGCCCCGACCACACACAUUGUUGUCAGCAAGGAUGCGAAGACUGUUGCCUGUGCUGGAAGUGACAUGACCAUCAAGGUCCAUGACACAGUGGCAUACAAGGACAAGGUACUGAAUGGUCACCAAGCUCCUGUCCUCUCUGUUGCCCUGGAUCCUAAAGGGGAGUUUUUAGCGUCAUCUUCAUGUGAUGGAAGUGUAAAGGUGUGGGACCUGCAGACGUCUGUGUCGGUGGCAUCCUGGAAUGUCGUACCCAAGACAAACAGCUUCUCGUCCUCUCAGACCUUGUGUCGCAUGGCUUGGACCUCAGAUGGCCAGUACCUCCUCGUUCCAGUGGGGAUGAAGGUCCAUGCUUAUGCUCGGAAAGACUGGCAGCUUCACCAUUCUUUAGAGCAUGAGUCUAUAAAAGAGACAGUAUCCUUGGCUGCAGUGUCCAGCUGUGGGCGGUUUGUUGCCGGGGCUUGUCGAAAUGGCGUGAUCCUGGUUUGGGAUGCCAGCAGCCGCCAGAUCAUCCUCUCGGAGAAGCAUCCCAAAGGUCUCGCCAUAACGGGAAUAGCAUGGAACCCCAGUGGGAAGGAGGAGUUGGCAUUCGUCGACUGUGACGGGCAGUUGGGGACGCUGGAGAACAUCAUUGAGGGAGACUAUUCGUCAAAGCCAGGAAAGUCAGACAUUGCUGACUCGGAAAAGGCAGAUGGAGCAGCGGUCUUCCCUCCAGUGGAUGUGGACAUGGCGGAGGAAGAGGAUGAGUUUUCUCUGGCCAAGAUCAAGCAGCAGUUGGGGUUUGCAGAUGACGAGGAAGGCACGUUUGUUGGACUGCCUGAGGAUAGUGAUCUCGCCAAGGGAGACCCAAGUCUAAAGCUGAAGGACGAUGACGCAGCAAGCAUCAUCACCACCAGGACCGAGGUGCCGCCGGCCCCGGUUAUGAAGCUCCCCGAGAUUCAGAAGCCCUUCCAGCCUGGCAUGUCUCCAGAGCACCUCGACGACAGAUAUAUGCUAUGGAAUAAUGUUGGCAUUGUGCGCCAGUAUUCAAGUGAGGAUGAGAACAGCAUAGAUGUUGAGUUUCAUGACACCUCGGUGCACCAUGCCCUUCACCUCAACAAUAACAGUGGGCACAGCAUGGCAGCACUGUCCACCCAGGCCCUAGCGCUAGCAUGUGAAGCCCAGGAUGACCAGCCUAGCAAGUUGGCAGUGCAGCACUUCUCAGCCUGGGGAGGAGGCAAGGAGUGGCACGUGGACAUGCCCAGUGAGGAAGAAAUCUUGGCCUUGUGCAUUGGAGCAGGCUGGCUGGCUGUAGCAACCGACCGCAGGAACCUCAGGAUCUUCUCAACAUCAGGCAUUCAGCGGGAUAUCCUAAGCAUCCCCGGCCCUGUGGUGUGCCUGGCUGGGUUUGAAGAACAGCUGAUGGUCGUGUUCCACAGUGGGAUGGGUGUGUCUGGCGAUCAGCACAUGGCAGCUGUCAUCCUGAGCGUGAAUGGAAACAAGCACCCCGUUCCCCUCUCGUGCCCCUUACCCCUCUCCCCCCGCUCCUACCUGGCCUGGGCUGGAUUCACUGACGAAGGUACUCCAGCCAUCAUGGACAGUGCUGGCAUUGUUCGCAUGAUGCACUUCAAGUAUGGCUACAACUGGACGGUCAUCCUCAACACAAAGAAUCAUACAAAAGGCAAGAGUGACAACUACUUCAUGCUGGGUGUGAGUGAGACACAGGGCAAUGUGCGAUGCAUUCUCUGCAAGGGUGGACGCUAUCCUUCUGUAUUGCCCAAACCCCAUGUCUCCAUCAUUAGCAUACAGGUUCCAUUAUGUGAGUUGGAGACUGAGAAAGGCGGCCUCGAAGAGAAGACGCUGCGCUCUGGUCUGCUGCUGAACUCCCUGGAGCGACUUGGACGCCAGGGCUAUGACAUUGAGGACUCAAAGAGUGAAGCCGACAAGAUCCUGAAGGAAGCCAUGAUUAAACUGUUUGCUCUGGCAUGCCGCACUGAGCGUGAGUCUCGAGCCUUGGAAGUCUGCCAGUUGAUGCCAUCAUACCACACUGUCCAGCUGGCCAUAAAGUACGCUGGGAAGCUUCACCGCCUCCAGUUGGCUGACAAACUGGGCGAGGUCGCGUCAGCCAAAAUGCAGGAGGAAAUGGAGAAAGCUGCCAAGCUACAAGGCGUUGAGGAAGACGAUUUACAAAUGUAUGGCAGUGGCAUGAGGAGAAUAAGAACAAGAGGUGAAGAAGAGGAGGAUGAAGAGGAGGAUUAUUCUGAGCAGGAUCAGGAAUCAAAUGUGGAAGAUUCUGUUGUCGAUAACCCAUUAUUAGCAGCUGCAUCGAGAAGAGAGAACGCCACCCCACGUGGAGGCCUCCUCUCCUCGCAGAACUCAAAGAAUCCCUUCAAGAAAAGUGGCACUCCUUCUUCAGCACCUCAGAGUGGAAAGAGAGGCAUCAACGUCAUCGAUCAGUUCAGAAAAGCGCAGAAAAAGAUGGAUUCCAGCCCUGUCUUGAGGCCUGUCGUCAAAAAACCACAGGCCAAGCAGACAACGCUCAAGAAAGAGUCGCAGGAAGAGCCACCGGUUGCCUCGGGGAAGGAAAAUGUGUCGCAGAAUAUACCUGAUGAGACCCCCAAGCCAUCUGCAACAAACCCAUUUAAGAAAGCUGAGAAGGCCAUUGAUAAUCCUCCCAAGAAGCAGUCGGCAUUACAGCUGUGGUUGGCCGAUAAUGAGAAGGCAGUGAAGGAAAAGUAUCCUGAUGCUAGUGAGAAAGACCUACUGGCUAAGGCUGCAAUGAUGUUCAAAGAUGUGGAUGCUGAUACUAAGCAGAAAUACAAAGCUCUGGCAGCUGGCACCCCCACGGCAACAGCAACGCCAGCCCCAGAAACGACUGCAGCCCCAAAUGAAGAGGAUAAAAAGCGCAAACGCGAGGAAACCACUCCAGAAUCUCCCAUUGAAAAGAAGGCCAAGGGCUCCGGCAUAAACAAGCUUGCUGCAUUUGCCUUUAACAAGGAUUCAUAGUUCUUGUGAUAUUGGUCGUUUGUAUAUAUUUAUGUAAAUGUUUUUAUAAAGAGAUUAGUUUUAACUUAACAUAUUCUUUUAAUGUACCAUUUUCUAGAAAUAUUCAUCUUUGUGAGGGGGGAUGGGGUGUAUUGGAUAAUUACAUUUUUUGAACUUUGAUACUUGAGCAGCAUAAUUUUUUUUAUUUUUUCAUCAGAUCAAAAUAUUUUUGUGGAUGCAACAUAUCACCUUAGAAUUUAAAACAGAUCUGAAGAAAUUAUUUACAAUGAACCAGUGAUAUUUACAGAUGAAAGUAGUAGAAAAAUCUGUAUAAAAGUAUAUAAAAUAAUUAGAAUUUAAAACGGAAAAUGUGAUGGAACUACAAACUGAUAGAUAAGAAGCAUCUUGUACACUUUAUUAAGUCUUAGUAGUUCAUAUUUUCAUUAGUUGAGAGCUCCAGAAAUAUUUUUAAUGAUAGCCAUAAACCAACAAAACUCUAAUAAUGGGUGUGCUUUCCAAGGGUGCGACGACAAUAUUGUGAAUUUCAGUAAUCUAUUUAAAUGAAUACCAGUUAUGCAGUAGGAUUGCAAUUUAAUAACAAAUUACUCCUAUCUAUCUUGUAUACCAUAAGUAAUUAUGUAUGCUGAAAUUUUCACUGCAACAGGUAUGGCAUUAUCACAAUUGACAUAAUCCAGAUAAUCCUAUAUGCCAAAACCCCUGACCUGACAUUUUCUUGUACCUGUUCUCAUUUGUUUUACCAAAUGAGGAAUUAUAAACAUGUAUGAUGCAUACAGUCUGUAAUCCUAUAUUUAUUGUAGCAAUGAUAGUUUUAUAUAUAUAUUUAUAUAUAUUUAUAUAUAUAUAUAUAUAUAUAUAUAUAUAUAUAUAUAUAUUUAUAAUUCUUACAUACGUACAUCCAUAUAAAAAUAAUGUAUUUAUAUACAUACAUACCUAACUAUUUAUUUUCCAUAUGAAUUCUCUAACUUAUAAUGAUUUCCACCAACUUAGCAUUUCUAAUGGUAAAAUUAAUAUUGUAAAAUUACACAUAUUAACAUCUUCAGAAGGGUUUUGUCUGGGAGGAAAUAGUUUUUUAGAACAUUAGAGCAAAUGUUUUCAAUACUGUUCUGUUUGCAUUUUAUUAAAGUUUAUGCCUAUAUUUCCCUAAUUGUAUCUUUAGCUUUAAAAAUUGAGUUAUUCAUUACACAAGGAAAAAUAUUUUUUCAAGGUUUCUAUUGCAUUAAUUAGGAAUAAUUCAUUAUUAAUUAGGAAUUUAAUUACUGCUUAGGCAAUUUUAGAUCUAUUUAUAACACUAAUUUGGCCCCCCAAUCCUUUGCUCAUUGUUGUCAUGGGGGGCUCAGGAGACAGGGACUGAGGCCCAGUAUUGGCGAUCACCCAUACCUUGGUCCUACAAUUCAUAUUUUAUUGUCUUGUCUUCUUCUCUUUUUUUCUUUUCUUCAACCCCUUGUUCUGUCCACUUAUUGUAAUCGUCAACUCAUGGAAUUUCUUCAAAUACUCGUACAUGUACAUUUUUGCUGCUUCUCUUAUAUAACAAAAUCGAGGGUGAAGAGAAAACAAAAGCAAAACAUUUUCUCUUAUUUAAUAGUUUCAUAUAAAGUGUCAAUUGAGUGGCCAAGUAAAAUUCAGGAGUUUAUCAUAUAAAACACAUCACCUAGAUACUAUAUACAAAAUCAAUGCAGAAACAAACAAAAAAUAUAUAUCUAUAUAUGUGAACCUGUAAUGAAGUCGGUUUUAUGAAACAAUAACAAUCCAAAGUUUUAUGUUCACGGCCAUUGUAAAAUCUAAAACCACAUCCAACCUGGCUGAAAGCUGGCCUGUCUGUACGUUAUCACUGAUUACUGUUACUGCGUUUCAAAUUUUAAGCGAAAAGAAAUUUACAGUUCAAUGUUCUUGUGUUGCUCCAAAUUCACUUAGUGGCAGCUUGGAUGCAUAUUUAGAUUACAAAGCUGCAAAACUUCUUGCUUUAGCCUGCUUGCACCAGCUAGCUUGGAGUGUGGACAGGCCCAAGGGGAAACACACAAGCCAGUUUUCUUAUGUGACAAUAUCUAAAAUAGCUGGAUGUCAGAGCAAAGAAAGACUUCAUUCAGUAUGUUCUAUAAUCUCCAAUAAAUUUAAGAGUAACCUAAGAGCUUUAUCAUACUUCAAGCUUGUAUGAUAGCUUUUAUCAUGAACAUGAAGGGUGAAGCAAUCAGACCGCUUUUCUAUUAUUUAAAUGUUAAAAACAUAACUUUUCCUUAUGACUAAAAAGAAGAAAAAAGAUCUUAUACAGUUGCUUUGAAUAUAAAGUUUUUGGUUGUCAGAAUGAUCAAAUUCCUCCCCCUCUCCCAAUAUAAUAUAAAUGGCUCUUAGACUUGAUAUAUAAUUAAUUUCAAAACUUAUUUUGUGAAUACUGUGAACACAUUUCCUUGCCUGAUAGUUAAGUAAAGUAUGAAUUAUCUGUUUAUAAAUACAAUUUCUACCUGUCAAGUGUUAUCAUUACUACUACAAAAUUGGUUUUAACAAUGUUGUUGCCUUAAAAAUCAGCCCCAAGAGUGCUUCAUUCUUCGAUACAGAUUAACCCAAUGUGCGCGGGCUUUUUCGGCGGCCAAAUGGGUAUAUCUGUAUGGGCCGCAUCUGUGGGGUUGCAUCCCAUGGCAUCAGUGCUACGCUGCUAUGGCAUCAUAGUGGAUGCCACCCACAGACAAGGGGUUAAUCUACUGGUAUAAAUUUAUCAAAUGUUUACCUAACAAAACAGAGAAGCAGAAGAUACUGCAACUGAGAAAGUCAUGUAUCAUGGACUUUCAAGCACCUAUAUUUUAAAACCCAAGCCAUAGUUCAAAGAAAAAGUCUAUUUAAUUUAAAAAAUUAUAUUUACCAUAUAGAACAUUGUAUUGCCUAUAACAUGUUGACACAGUAUUGUCAACAUGUUAUAGGCAAUACAAUGUACUAUAUGGUAAACAAUUUUUUUUUCUUCUUUCUCUUUCUGUAAAGGUGAUUGGCCUUACAGUAUCAGGCAAUACAAUGAACUAUAUGGUAAAUAUAAGUUUUAAAAUUAAAUAGACUUUUUCUUUGAACUAUGGCUUGGGUUUUAAAAUGUAGGUGCUUGAAAUUCUGGUAAAGCCUUUACAGUUAUUGAUUUAUGUAUAGGAUAUAUAUAAUAAUUAAUAUCCAUUCCUCUCCAACUCUAAACAAGCCACUUAGCCUGUGAACUGUCAGUGUUGACAUUUGCAUUUAAAAUGUGGAGAAAUGAAAAAUAAUAAUGAAUUUAAGGUGAAUCCUAACAUAUAUAUUUUUGUCACCUACAAAAUCAGGUUUUAUAAUGAUCAAAUAAUCAAAUGGCUGAGAAUGAUGACCAAUGCAACAUGUGUUAGACUGAAAUGUCUGACUCUUAACAUUUGAAUCAUCAGACAAAAUAAAGAGAUAAGUAAAAAAAAAAAAAAAAAAAAAGAAAGAAAAAAUAAUAAUAAUUAUAUGAAAAUGAAAU
Molecule: messenger RNA, 6832 nt
Organism: Penaeus chinensis
Lineage: Eukaryota; Metazoa; Arthropoda; Malacostraca; Decapoda; Penaeidae
Gene: Ctf4
Product: WD repeat and HMG-box DNA-binding protein 1-like
Exons: 18
Coding region: 109-3372 (1087 amino acids)
Biological process (GO): DNA repair; DNA-templated DNA replication; mitotic cell cycle
Cellular component (GO): nuclear replication fork
Molecular function (GO): chromatin binding; protein binding
Source: RefSeq, a predicted model, not a curated record